Molecule: messenger RNA, 7611 nt
Organism: Archocentrus centrarchus (flier cichlid)
Lineage: Eukaryota; Metazoa; Chordata; Actinopteri; Cichliformes; Cichlidae
Product: trichohyalin-like
Exons: 1
Coding region: 16-7611 (2531 amino acids)
Source: RefSeq, a predicted model, not a curated record
AGAGAAAAACAACUCAUGGAUAAAAUGAAGAUGAAAGACACCCUGAAAGUGAAAGUUGAUGAGCUGAAGGAGAACAUAAAACAGAAAAUGGGCAGAUUACUACAAGGCCAUGAAGCUGUACUAAGGCUGAUCGCUGUGUUGGAAGAAAAGCAUGCAAAUUGUGAUGAACAGAAAGAAAAUAUUGUCAAUGUUACUGAAAUGUUAGAGAGAGAAAAGGAAACUCUACAAUGUAUCCGCUCAGACUUGGUCACCCACAGAGACUGCAUGGAAAAUGAAUGGAAGCAGCAGUUUGAGUUGGAAAGACAAGAUCUUGAUAAGUUGAAAGCAGAUCUGACACGUGACAGAGACGUUCUGGAUAGAGAAGCUGAGACAAUAAAUAAAGAGAAACUGGACUUGAAGCUGAUGAGAUCUGAAAUCCAGAAACAAUUCGAUAUAUUGGAACAAAAGAAACAAAAAAUAACAGAAGAAAGAGACUCAGUGGAAAUCUCAAAGACUGAACUACUACACAAUAUGGAACAUGUAACCAGCCUCUUUAAUUUGAUAAAUGAGGAGAAAGCAAAUAUUAGAACUCUGAGAGUUCAGGUUCAAACUGAAAGAGAAAGAAUAGAAAAUAUCAUGAGUAACCUUACCUUAAAAGAAGAAGAACAAAGAGGGAAGGAAGAUGACCUCAGAAGACAAACAGAAGAACUGGAGAGUCUGAUGAGAACUCUGAAUAAGAAGCAAGAAGAGAUCGAAGCCUCCAUAAACAUCAUGAAUGAAGAAAAAGAACAGGUCAACAAGAUGAAAACUGACAUUGACAAAGAAAGAGAACUGUUGUUGGAUGAAAAGAGAAAUAUGGAAGAAGAAAGGUCUGAGCUGAAAAUGAGAGAAAAACAACUCAUGGAUAAAAUGAAGAUGAAAGACACCCUGAAAGUGAAAGUUGAUGAGCUGAAGGAGAACAUAAAACAGAAAAUGGGCAGAUUACUACAAGGCCAUGAAGCUGUACUAAGGCUGAUUGCUGUGUUGGAAGAAAAGCAUGCAAAUUGUGAUGAACAGAAAGAAAAUAUUGUCAAUGUUACUGAAAUGUUAGAGAGAGAAAAGGAAACUCUACAAUGUAUCCGCUCAGACUUGGUCACCCACAGAGACUGCAUGGAAAAUGAAUGGAAGCAGCAGUUUGAGUUGGAAAGACAAGAUCUUGAUAAGCUGAAAGCAGAUCUGACACGUGACAGAGAUGUUCUGGAUAGAGAAGCUGAGACAAUAAAUAAAGAGAAACUGGACUUGAAGCUGAUGAGAUCUGAAAUCCAGAAACAAUUCGAUAUAUUGGAACAAAAGAAACAAAAAAUAACAGAAGAAAGAGACUCAGUGGAAAUCUCAAAGACUGAACUACUACACAAUAUGGAACAUGUAACCAGCCUCUUUAAUUUGAUAAAUGAGGAGAAAGCAAAUAUUAGAACUCUGAGAGUUCAGGUUCAAACUGAAAGAGAAAGAAUAGAAAAUAUCAUGAGUAACCUUACCUUAAAAGAAAAAGAAAAAGGAGGGAAGGAAGAUGACCUCAGAAGACAAACAGAAGAACUGGAGAGUCUGAUGAGAACUCUGAAUAAGAAGCAAGAAGAGAUCGAAGCCUCCAUAAACAUCAUGAAUGAAGAAAAAGAACAGGUCAACGAGAUGAAAACUGACAUUGACAAAGAAAGAGAACUGAUGUUGGAUGAAAAGAGAAAUAUGGAAGAAGAAAGGUCUGAGCUGAAAAUGAGAGAAAAACAAAUCAUGGAUAAAAUGAAGAUGAAAGACACCCUGAAAGUGAAAGUUGAUGAGCUGAAGGAGAACAUAAAACAGAAAAUGGGCAGAUUACUACAAGGCCAUGAAGCUGUACUAAGGCUGAUCGCUGUGUUGGAAGAAAAGCAUGCAAAUUGUGAUGAACAGAAAGAAAAUAUUGUCAAGGUUACUGAAAUGUUAGAGAGAGAAAAGGAAACUCUAGAAUGUAUCCGCUCAGACUUGGUCACCCACAGAGACUGCAUGGAAAAUGAAUGGAAGCAGCAGUUUGAGUUGGAAAGACAAGAUCUUGAUAAGCUGAAAGCAGAUCUGACACGUGACAGAGACGUUCUGGAUAGAGAAGCUGAGACAAUAAAUAAAGAGAAACUGGACUUGAAGCUGAUGAGAUCUGAAAUCCAGAAACAAUUCGAUAUAUUGGAACAAAAGAAACAAAAAAUAACAGAAGAAAGAGACUCAGUGGAAAUCUCAAAGACUGAACUACUACACAAUAUGGAACAUGUAACCAGCCUCUUUAAUUUGAUAAAUGAGGAGAAAGCAAAUAUUAGAACUCUGAGAGUUCAGGUUCAAACUGAAAGAGAAAGAAUAGAAAAUAUCAUGAGUAACCUUACCUUAAAGGAAGAAGAACAAAGAGGGAAGGAAGAUGACCUCAGAAGACAAACAGAAGAACUGGAGAGUCUGAUGAGAACUCUGAAUAAGAAGCAAGAAGAGAUCGAAGCCUCCAGAAACAUCAUGAAUGAAGAAAAAGAACAGGUCAACAAGAUGAAAACUGACAUUGACAAAGAAAGAGAACUGAUGUUGGAUGAAAAGAGAAAUAUGGAAGAAGAAAGGUCUGAGCUAAAAAUGAGAGAAAAACAACUCAUGGAUAAAAUGAAGAUGAAAGACACCCUGAAAGUGAAAGUUGAUGAGCUGAAGGAGAACAUAAAACAGAAAAUGGGCAGAUUACUACAAGGCCAUGAAGCUGUACUAAGGCUGAUCGCUGUGUUGGAAGAAAAGCAUGCAAAUUGUGAUGAACAGAAAGAAAAUAUUGUCAAUGUUACUGAAAUGUUAGAGAGAGAAAGGGAAACUCUACAAUGUAUCCGCUCAGACUUGGUCACCCACAGAGACUGCAUGGAAAAUGAAUGGAAGCAGCAGUUUGAGUUGGAAAGACAAGAUCUUGAUAAGCUGAAAGCAGAUCUGACACGUGACAGAGACGUUCUGGAUAGAGAAGCUGAGACAAUAAAUAAAGAGAAACUGGACUUGAAGCUGAUGAGAUCUGAAAUCCAGAAACAAUUCGAUAUAUUGGAACAAAAGAAACAAAAAAUAACAGAAGAAAGAGACUCAGUGGAAAUCUCAAAGACUGAACUACUACACAAUAUGGAACAUGUAACCAGCCUCUUUAAUUUGAUAAAUGAGGAGAAAGCAAAUAUUAGAACUCUGAGAGUUCAGGUUCAAACUGAAAGAGAAAGAAUAGAAAAUAUCAUGAGUAACCUUACCUUAAAAGAAGAAGAACAAAGAGGGAAGGAAGAUGACCUCAGAAGACAAACAGAAGAACUGGAGAGUCUGAUGAGAACUCUGAAUAAGAAGCAAGAAGAGAUCGAAGCCUCCAGAAACAUCAUGAAUGAAGAAAAAGAACAGGUCAACAAGAUGAAAACUGACAUUGACAAAGAAAGAGAACUGAUAUUGGAUGAAAAGAGAAAUAUGGAAGAAGAAAGGUCUGAGCUGAAAAUGAGAGAAAAACAACUCAUGGAUAAAAUGAAGAUGAAAGACACCCUGAAAGUGAAAGUUGAUGAGCUGAAGGAGAACAUAAAACAGAAAAUGGGCAGAUUACUACAAGGCCAUGAAGCUGUACUAAGGCUGAUUGCUGUGUUGGAAGAAAAGCAUGCAAAUUGUGAUGAACAGAAAGAAAAUAUUGUCAAUGUUACUGAAAUGUUAGAGAGAGAAAGGGAAACUCUACAAUGUAUCCGCUCAGACUUGGUCACCCACAGAGACUGCAUGGAAAAUGAAUGGAAGCAGCAGUUUGAGUUGGAAAGACAAGAUCUUGAUGAGCUGAAAGCAGAUCUGACACGUGACAGAGACGUUCUGGAUAGAGAAGCUGAGACAAUAAAUAAAGAGAAACUGGACUUGAAGCUGAUGAGAUCUGAAAUCCAGAAACAAUUCGAUAUAUUGGAACAAAAGAAACAAAAAAUAACAGAAGAAAGAGACUCAGUGGAAAUCUCAAAGACUGAACUACUACACAAUAUGGAACAUGUAACCAGCCUCUUUAAUUUGAUAAAUGAGGAGAAAGCAAAUAUUAGAACUCUGAGAGUUCAGGUUCAAACUGAAAGAGAAAGAAUAGAAAAUAUCAUGAGUAACCUUACCUUAAAAGAAGAAGAACAAAGAGGGAAGGAAGAUGACCUCAGAAGACAAACAGAAGAACUGGAGAGUCUGAUGAGAACUCUGAAUAAGAAGCAAGAAGAGAUCGAAGCCUCCAGAAACAUCAUGAAUGAAGAAAAAGAACAGGUCAACAAGAUGAAAACUGACAUUGACAAAGAAAGAGAACUGAUGUUGGAUGAAAAGAGAAAUAUGGAAGAAGAAAGGUCUGAGCUGAAAAUGAGAGAAAAACAACUCAUGGAUAAAAUGAAGAUGAAAGACACUCUGAAAGUGAAAGUUGAUGAGCUGAAGGAGAACAUAAAACAGAAAAUGGGCAGAUUACUACAAGGCCAUGAAGCUGUACUAAGGCUGAUUGCUGUGUUGGAAGAAAAGCAUGCAAAUUGUGAUGAACAGAAAGAAAAUAUUGUCAAUGUUACUGAAAUGUUAGAGAGAGAAAGGGAAACUCUACAAUGUAUCCGCUCAGACUUGGUCACCCACAGAGACUGCAUGGAAAAUGAAUGGAAGCAGCAGUUUGAGUUGGAAAGACAAGAUCUUGAUAAGCUGAAAGCAGAUCUGACACGUGACAGAGACGUUCUGGAUAGAGAAGCUGAGACAAUAAAUAAAGAGAAACUGGACUUGAAGCUGAUGAGAUCUGAAAUCCAGAAACAAUUCGAUAUAUUGGAACAAAAGAAACAAAAAAUAACAGAAGAAAGAGACUCAGUGGAAAUCUCAAAGACUGAACUACUACACAAUAUGGAACAUGUAACCAGCCUCUUUAAUUUGAUAAAUGAGGAGAAAGCAAAUAUUAGAACUCUGAGAGUUCAGGUUCAAACUGAAAGAGAAAGAAUAGAAAAUAUCAUGAGUAACCUUACCUUAAAAGAAGAAGAACAAAGAGGGAAGGAAGAUGACCUCAGAAGACAAACAGAAGAACUGGAGAGUCUGAUGAGAACUCUGAAUAAGAAGCAAGAAGAGAUCGAAGCCUCCAGAAACAUCAUGAAUGAAGAAAAAGAACAGGUCAACGAGAUGAAAACUGACAUUGACAAAGAAAGAGAACUGAUGUUGGAUGAAAAGAGAAAUAUGGAAGAAGAAAGGUCUGAGCUGAAAAUGAGAGAAAAACAACUCAUGGAUAAAAUGAAGAUGAAAGCCACCCUGAAAGUGAAAGUUGAUGAGCUGAAGGAGAACAUAAAACAGAAAAUGGGCAGAUUACUACAAGGCCAUGAAGCUGUACUAAGGCUGAUCGCUGUGUUGGAAGAAAAGCAUGCAAAUUGUGAUGAACAGAAAGAAAAUAUUGUCAAUGUUACUGAAAUGUUAGAGAGAGAAAAGGAAACUCUACAAUGUAUCCGCUCAGACUUGGUCACCCACAGAGACUGCAUGGAAAAUGAAUGGAAGCAGCAGUUUGAGUUGGAAAGACAAGAUCUUGAUAAGCUGAAAGCAGAUCUGACACGUGACAGAGACGUUCUGGAUAGAGAAGCUGAGACAAUAAAUAAAGAGAAACUGGACUUGAAGCUGACGAGAUCUGAAAUCCAGAAACAAUUCGAUAUAUUGGAACAAAAGAAACAAAAAAUAACAGAAGAAAGAGACUCAGUGGAAAUCUCAAAGACUGAACUACUACACAAUAUGGAACAUGUAACCAGCCUCUUUAAUUUGAUAAAUGAGGAGAAAGCAAAUAUUAGAACUCUGAGAGUUCAGGUUCAAACUGAAAGAGAAAGAAUAGAAAAUAUCAUGAGUAACCUUACCUUAAAAGAAAAAGAAAAAGGAGGGAAGGAAGAUGACCUCAGAAGACAAACAGAAGAACUGGAGAGUCUGAUGAGAACUCUGAAUAAGAAGCAAGAAGAGAUCGAAGCCUCCAUAAACAUCAUGAAUGAAGAAAAAGAACAGGUCAACGAGAUGAAAACUGACAUUGACAAAGAAAGAGAACUGUUGUUGGAUGAAAAGAGAAAUAUGGAAGAAGAAAGGUCUGAGCUAAAAAUGAGAGAAAAACAACUCAUGGAUAAAAUGAAGAUGAAAGACACCCUGAAAGUGAAAGUUGAUGAGCUGAAGGAGAACAUAAAACAGAAAAUGGGCAGAUUACUACAAGGCCAUGAAGCUGUACUAAGGCUGAUUGCUGUGUUGGAAGAAAAGCAUGCAAAUUGUGAUGAACAGAAAGAAAAUAUUGUCAAUGUUACUGAAAUGUUAGAGAGAGAAAAGGAAACUCUACAAUGUAUCCGCUCAGACUUGGUCACCAGCAGAGACUGCAUGGAAAAUGAAUGGAAGCAGCAGUUUGAGUUGGAAAGACAAGAUCUUGAUGAGCUGAAAGCAGAUCUGACACGUGACAGAGACGUUCUGGAUAGAGAAGCUGAGACAAUAAAUAAAGAGAAACUGGACUUGAAGCUGAUGAGAUCUGAAAUCCAGAAACAAUUCGAUAUAUUGGAACAAAAGAAACAAAAAAUAACAGAAGAAAGAGACUCAGUGGAAAUCUCAAAGACUGAACUACUACACAAUAUGGAAGAUGUAACCAGCCUCUUUAAUUUGAUAAAUGAGGAGAAAGCAAAUAUUAGAACUCUGAGAGUUCAGGUUCAAACUGAAAGAGAAAGAAUAGAAAAUAUCAUGAGUAACCUUACCUUAAAAGAAGAAGAACAAAGAGGGAAGGAAGAUGACCUCAGAAGACAAACAGAAGAACUGGAGAGUCUGAUGAGAACUCUGAAUAAGAAGCAAGAAGAGAUCGAAGCCUCCAGAAACAUCAUGAAUGAAGAAAAAGAACAGGUCAACGAGAUGAAAACUGACAUUGACAAAGAAAGAGAACUGAUGUUGGAUGAAAAGAGAAAUAUGGAAGAAGAAAGGUCUGAGCUGAAAAUGAGAGAAAAACAACUCAUGGAUAAAAUGAAGAUGAAAGCCACCCUGAAAGUGAAAGUUGAUGAGCUGAAGGAGAACAUAAAACAGAAAAUGGGCAGAUUACUACAAGGCCAUGAAGCUGUACUAAGGCUGAUCGCUGUGUUGGAAGAAAAGCAUGCAAAUUGUGAUGAACAGAAAGAAAAUAUUGUCAAUGUUACUGAAAUGUUAGAGAGAGAAAAGGAAACUCUACAAUGUAUCCGCUCAGACUUGGUCACCCACAGAGACUGCAUGGAAAAUGAAUGGAAGCAGCAGUUUGAGUUGGAAAGACAAGAUCUUGAUAAGCUGAAAGCAGAUCUGACACGUGACAGAGACGUUCUGGAUAGAGAAGCUGAGACAAUAAAUAAAGAGAAACUGGACUUGAAGCUGAUGAGAUCUGAAAUCCAGAAACAAUUCGAUAUAUUGGAACAAAAGAAACAAAAAAUAACAGAAGAAAGAGACUCAGUGGAAAUCUCAAAGACUGAACUACUACACAAUAUGGAACAUGUAACCAGCCUCUUUAAUUUGAUAAAUGAGGAGAAAGCAAAUAUUAGAACUCUGAGAGUUCAGGUUCAAACUGAAAGAGAAAGAAUAGAAAAUAUCAUGAGUAACCUUACCUUAAAAGAAAAGAAAAAGGAGGGAAGGAAGAUGACCUCAGAAGACAAACAGAAGAACUGGAGAGUCUGA